CCGCACGUCAGAAGAACCGGUGGUAUAAAAGAAGUUCCUCUUGAUCAGCAGCAAUCAGUGGUCGGGCGUCUCUUGGUCCAAUAGGUUCUCCCUGCAAGCUGCUCUGCCGCCGCCGUCGCCAUGUUGAAACGACAGCUUCUGAUCGUCCUUUUGGUGAGCGUGUGCUUCUUUGGCGUCAUAUACGCCAAUAGCUGCGAACCUUCUUGUGUUGAUACAGCGUUCUUCGGAGCCAAGAAAUGUCUGCCAGCUGCCAGCAAGGUUGAAGACCCAAUGAACUGCACGCAAUACUACUACUGCCUGUCGAACUGUGAAGUUAUGCAACAUCCAGUGCCUUGUGAUGAAGGCUCUUUCGACCCUGUCGCUGGCGCUUGCGGUGGACCGGCGGAUUGCAAAGCCAGCUGCGAUCCUGGCAGUUGCCAUCUCACCUGCAACGGGACGCUCGACAUGAUCAGCGAUCCAAGCGACUGCGGCAAAUAUUACAUCUGCUUCCCGCACGGCGUGGAAGGGCCCUACAGUUGCCCAACCGAUUCGCCCUUUUUCGACGGAGAGACCUGUGUGGUUGAAGAUAGCGAGUGUUGCGAGGGAAGCUGCUUGCCUUUUUGCACGGCGGAAGGAGUGCAAAUUCCUGACCCCACCGACUGUACAAAGUAUUACAUCUGCGUUAUAGCAGGGGAAUUAGCAUCGGAAGAUCUUCAUUUCACUUGUGAUUCUGGCAAUUUCGACAUAUCUCUGGGGUAUUGUACAGACAGUGCAGAAUGUAAAGUUAUGUGUCCGGGCGGUGUCCCGGGAGAUGCCACAACCUCGGGCGGUAGCAGUGUCGCGUCCUCUACUCCAUCAGUCACGCCGACCGGCGAGUGCCAAGACUCUCUCACCUGCACUGGAGUUGGCAAUUUCGCCAAGUGCAUCACAUGCCAGCCCGAAUAUUUCCACUGCUCAGCCGCAGGACAGCCUGGAGUCAGCCAGGCGUGUUCGGGCGACCUAGUGUUCAACCCGGUCCCCAGUUUCCCGUACUGCGUUUUGCCUUCGAACUGCCCUUACACGCCACCGCUGUAGGACGGAUCCCGCGUCUCUUUGCUGACCUUUUGUUCUUGGACAUGGAAAGCCUUUGGGAAGUACUCGACAUAACAAAUAAGAAAAUUGUUGAUUAUCAGAUAUGAAAACAAUUUAAUAAUUAAAGUUGAUUUACCACGUAAUUUUGUAACAAUUAUUUAAACUGAAAUAAACAUAGCACAUCC
Molecule: messenger RNA, 1235 nt
Organism: Penaeus vannamei (Pacific white shrimp)
Lineage: Eukaryota; Metazoa; Arthropoda; Malacostraca; Decapoda; Penaeidae
Cellular component (GO): extracellular region
Molecular function (GO): chitin binding
Source: RefSeq, a predicted model, not a curated record